This is a messenger RNA of Pocillopora damicornis (cauliflower coral), 7878 nucleotides long. RefSeq lists its product as uncharacterized. Gene Ontology annotation, molecular function: calcium ion binding. NCBI's taxonomy places the organism in Eukaryota, Metazoa, Cnidaria, Anthozoa, Scleractinia, Pocilloporidae. The record is from RefSeq and is a predicted model, not a curated record.
GUUGGAUAGGAGUGCUAGGCUAUGCUUUAGCCCCCAAACAGUUCACAUAAAUUGUCAUUUUUUUAACUCAUUUACGAUGAGAAGUUACUUAAAACUCCUAAAUUUAGUCUUACUUUUAGCGACGUUAUGGAAUUCUGCAAGAGGCGCUGUGGAUGGCGGUUGGUCCGGUUGGACUGCGUGGAGCGGCUGCGCAGCAGGUGUUUGCGCGGGAAAUCAGCGAAUUCGAACAAGAACUUGCACUAAUCCCAUCCCGACUGAAGAUGGGAAGUACUGCGAUGGAGAUAGUGCCGAGCAGUUAGAUUGCCUGAUCGACGGCGGUUUUACAGAAUGGAGUCAGUGGUCUCUGUGUGAUAACCCGUGCGGGGGAUCUGCAGUGAACAGGUCAAGAACGUGCACUAAUCCCACCCCUACUUCAGACGGACAGCCUUGUUCUGGAGACACAUUUCAAACAAAGCUGGAAUGUAUUUCCCCAUGCCCAACUUCCCCUCUUGACGGUGGAUGGAGUUCCUGGUCCCCUUGGGAAACGUGUUCCAAGACAUGUGGUAUAUCAGGUGGAUCUGUUUUACGCAGAAGUAGGAUUUGUAACCAACCACCUCCGAUGAAUGGCGGUGCAAGCUGUCCUGGUAACGACACGGAAGUGACUAAAGCUUGCUUCACACCAUGUCCAGUGGAUGGUGGUUUUGGCUUAUGGUCAGCUUGGUCAGCUUGCAGUGAAACAUGUGGUACUGGUACCCAGUCUAGAAGCAGACUGUGCGACAGCCCUGUUCCUGCCAAUCAAGGUCAAAAUUGCAGUGGUGACUUCGAUCAAGCCAAAAGCUGUAAACUAACAUCAUGCCCUGGUGCUGUGGACGGCGUCUUUUCAACUUGGUCUGACUGGAGCACGUGCACAGAACCCAAGUAUUGUCUUCAAGGUCACAAGACACGAACUAGAACUUGUACCAAUCCUCCCCCAGCAAAUGGCGGAGACGAGUGUGUUGGCCUCGCACAGGAAAAUAAAGAUUGUCCCACACAGGCAGAUGGAUGCUCUGUGCCUCAGCCGGACAAACCAGACAAAACAGCAGCAGAUCCAAAUUCCUGGAUUGGUCUCGAAUGUACAGCAACGGAAAAAUUCUCAGCUACUGGAGCUUACAAACAAAACGUGCCUUUUGCUGUAUAUUCGAGCUUUUCUUUCAUCAAAUCUGAGCUGGAGAGUGGAUGGUUUGCAAUUCUAAUCGAGCCGGACGACAAGGAUGAUUAUGGAAAAAAAAAUCUCACCAAGGUGUGUUUUGAGACAGUCGACCCGGUAACCAUUAAGAAGGUCGUCGACAACAUAGCAACCUACUACGCUCAAACCUCCGCUAUUCCAGGGUGGACCAAGACCGAUCAGGCAGAAAACGUCUUAGGUUUUUCUAUCUGGAUAGAUGAGGCGCAAGCGCUAAGAAAAUACGAGUUUCAGGUCGAUAGAUCAGCAGAAUACGUGCCCAUUUCCGGUUAUAAGAUGACGGAUGUCAGGUUCUCGUACUACACAGAAGGAAACUCUCAGACAUUUAAAGCUAAGGGUAGCUACACACUGGAUACAGGAAAUGUUUUUGACACAGAAGUAAAGAAAGAUGUCAAUAGUGGUUCAGUAUACGCCAAAGGAAAGGCUGAUUCUGGUACAUUUAUGGACAUGCUGUCAUCAUUUGGUAUCAAUCCCAAUUCUCUUCCAGAUUUCUUCGUCAAUGCCCUAAAGGGAGCAGGAUUAUGGGAUUUUACCAUGAAGCCUGUGGAGUUGCUGAGAAAAAUUGACAAAGUCGGCGUAUAUCGUUUCACUGGAUCAAUCGACGCCGGCGGCGUGCCCAUUCACGUCGAGGUCAUCACAGGGUACAGAUUUGGAAGACCAACGUUCGCUGUUGGAUUUUCAUUUGAUAGCGAAUCAUUUGGUGCAUUGUCCGAAAAACUGUCAGGAAUUGGAGUAGAUUUCCUUGAUGCCAUUGGAUUGGAGCUACAGAUUGGAGUAUCUUUUCACCCAACUGAGGAGAUAGGAUUUCAGCAAAUCGUGACAGACGACGAGACUAAGUAUUCCAAAGAGCCCCUCCACACUCAAGUGACAACCACUGUUCCAAAAGGGAUCUUUGCAGCAGCACAGCUGGUUCUACCGAAAGAUUGCAAAAGUAACAAAAUGUGCGAAAUCUCUAAGAUGAUCCUAGGCCCCACAGUACAGUUUUACAUCACUGGUCAGUUUGAGUGGAAGAAAAUACGAAUAGCCACAGGCUUUGCUAAUAUCCGACUUUGGGAUGGGCUCUACUUCCAUAAGCUAGAACUCUACGUAGAGGCGGAUUGGAACGAGACAACAAAGCAUAUCAAGUUGGGAUUCCGCGCGGAUAUUAAAGUACCUGUAAACGGGGAAAUUGAACGUGACGGUAUCAUAGCGCCUAACAACGAACUGUUUUUGUUUGGUGUGUUGGAAUACGACUUCUUACAAACACAAGUUGCUGGAAAGCUGGGAAUGCGUGGCAUGUGGAGGAAAGCUUACACCAUUCCUUGGCUCUCAUUUGGAAACAUCUUCGUUGGGUUGACGUAUAAGGUCGGCGCGCCAAUACCCGUCACUGGUGUACAGUUUGGAGCUCGAGUCGAAUUUGGAGUCGACUGUCUGAUACCAGCGGAUUUUAACAACGACGGUCACUGCUUUGGUGGUAGCGCAUACAUCGGUGUCGGUGAACCACAGUUCUUCUAUGCAUCAAUUACCGCCCUAACAUUGGGAAAGAUAAUAAGGCUUCUAGGGUUCACCUUUCAACUUCCACCCCCAGUCGCAGAAUCAGGUUUUCCGGAAGGAGCUGAGGGUUCGUAUUCUACCGCUGACGUUGAUUUGCGUAUCGCUGGUGGACCAUACAUUUACGAAGGAUUCAUGAUCAAAGGACGGGUCAACAUCCUCGGAUGGGAAAUAUACGCUCACGUCAAAUUGUCAUCAAACGUCAUUUUUGUGGACUUGAAGCCUGACCCAAUAGAUUUCUUCGGUAUAGCUACAAUAACUCGCAGCCCAUCAGACAGCGAAAAUGGACCUUGGUUCUAUGUGGAUGCCAGGAAGAAUCCACCUUUUAUUGAGGCGUAUGUCGAGGGUUACACAUCGAUGUUGGGAAUUUCAACUUACUGUCGCCUGAACCUAACAAUGACUCGCAUGGAGCUGCUGAUCCAAGGAAAUUUCCUGAACCUUAUAAAAGCGGAAGUAUUUUUGUCAGCAAGUUACUCUUUAAGCUUCGCUUCGGCCUCGUUUUAUGUUAGAGUCACAGUGGACUUGAGUGGAAUUAACGAUGCUUUAGACGCAGCAGCCAAAUCAGUAAAAGAAGCCUUCGAUGCAGCAGAGAAAGCUUUAGCUGAUGCCAGACAGUCUGUUGUCGCGAAGAAAGAGGAAUGUAAAAGAAAAAUGUCUCUUAAAUGUGACAACUGUAAAAGUCUUAAAUGCAAACAAGCUGAAAAAAAUUGCAAAGGAUUUUUGGAUGAUGCAGGCAAAUGGAUCGGCGGGGUUGUUGAUGCUGCCGGAAAAUGGGUUAAGAAGACUUUCAAAAAGAUUGGCAAGGCUUUGGCCCCGGUUGGAAAGGCGAUCAAAAAAGUGUUCAAAGGUUGGAGAAAGAAGCGAGAGUUGGAUAACAUUCGUAAUGAACAGUUCGCCAUCCAUCUUCGCCGUCGCCGGUUUAUCAGCAAAGUUAUUUGCGAAGGACUCGUUGGUGGUGGAUGCUCAGCGGUUUCAAGCCUGUGCGAGGGAACAUGCAAACUAGUGGACCAUUUAGCAAAGGGUCUGUGUAACGUGCUCGACGUUGCUAUUGGUUUUCUGAAGUUGACCGAGGCUGCCACUAGAUGGGUCGGAAAAGCUAUCAAUUUCAUUUUAACGGCAUUUAGAGUAAAGAGUAUCUUGAUUGAAUUUGCACUGUCUACCUACGCCUCGGGUGGAUUUCCUGACAUGAUAUUCACGGCCGGUGUUGACUUGGUCAUAUUUGGAAAGGAUCUCUUCCUUGCUGUUAGCUUCAACCUUCGAGAUCCAGUGGGAAGCCUAAGGGCGACAUCUGAUAAAUCAACAGAAUGGUACAAAGACAAAACGAAUCAGAAGGACGCCACAGACACUGAGACAGACUAUUACGACUCCCCGAACCCGUUUGUUGACCUCGAAAUGUCAGAGCAAUUCUUGAUCGAAAACCAGCAAUCAGCAACUGAUGAUAUUUUCGGUCCUUGUUUGUACGUGGACUCAAAGGACGAUGGUGCCCUUAUCAAAGUAACGGGCUGCAACGAAACUGAUGAGAGACAGAAUUGGGCUUAUACCCUUAAAGGACAAAUCCAGAACACUUGGUCUGAUUUGUGUAUCGAUACAAACGGAGCCUCUCAGGGUUCGAAGCUGAUACAAACUAAAUGUGACCCGGCCCAAGACGAUCAGAAUUUCCAGUGUGACUUGGCAGUUAGAAGUAUCAAAAGACGAAGAGCCAAUCAAUGCUGGACUCUGGGCACCACGAGUCUUGACGGACCAGGUUCGUUAGUUCACCUCGGUUCACUCAAAUGUAUUCACCCAAGCGGUGGUGGAACUAAUGUUGUUGAAGGAAACAAGCUAGUGAUCUACGCUGGAUGCAGUGAGAGCAGAUUGGAGUUUGUUUUAGACAACGGCAAUCUUAAACAUACCCUGAGCGGGAAAUGUGUGCAGCCAAUGGGAGCAAUUGCAGAUGGUGUGGCCCUUGGUUUAUAUUCAUCAUGUGGGGGACAUCAGUUUAGUUUCACUACAGGAGGAUCCCUUCAACACGUCGGUAGCAAAAAAUGUGUGAACACGAAAUCAGGGGUUAUGCUUCCAGCAAAUUCAGAUGAAAUUGUUUUGUCCAGCAACUGUGAAAACAGUGCCGUCACCGUCAAUAAAGAACAUCUCAAGUUUAGCUUCAUACCAACUGAUCCUUCUAUUCGCUUGGACAAAUGUGGAUAUUUUGACGCUGCCCGUCUCGACCAGAGAUUUGAGGUCAUGGAUGAAUCAAUUUUAAGCAUUUGUAGCAAGUUCUCCAAAAAUCUUGCCUACAAGAAGACAACUGAGCAAUCAAGUACUAAUUACAACGGAUUCAGCAGCAGAGCUGUAGAUGAGGUGUACACACCUUACUAUGACAGUAAAUCGUGCAUGCAUACCAAGAAAGAACAAAAUCCAUGGUGGAGAGUUGAUCUUGGACGAGAAUACAUUGUAACGGACGUGAUGAUCGUAAAUCGUUAUUACGACUUCGAGAAACUCACGAACUUUGAUGUCAGAGUUGGAGUCAACAAAGACAAUCUGCAGAACCCCACAUGUAGUGACCGCGUGAGGACUGUGGGCCAGGGACAAGCUCUGCGGCUUCAGUGUGAUCCACCAAUCCCUGGACGUUAUGUUUCUGUUCAGAUGUUUGGAGAAGGAGAACUUUCAAUGUGUGAAGUAACAGUUUACUCCAGAGUCGGUGUCAUGGCGGAUCUUUGUCAACUGGACAAUGGCGGCUGCUCACAGGUUUGUUAUAACCUGUGUAACCUGAAAGUCCAAUGUGGCUGUUGGCCUGGUUACACUCUGGCUUACGAUAGCAAAACAUGUAUAGACAAGGAUGAAUGUCAAACGAACAACGGUGGCUGCGAUAUCGCUAACGGACUGUGUGUCAACACUCCAGGAAGUUAUCAUUGCAGAUGUAAACUUGGAUACCAACUACAAGAAAACAGCGAAGUUACAUGCGAAGAUUUCAACGAAUGUCAACUGAACAACGCGGGCUGUGAACACAUUUGUGCCAACAGUGAAGGCAGCUAUAACUGUGAUUGUAGAAAAGGGUUCAAACUGAAGGAUGAUAAAUUUGGAUGUGAAGAUAUUGACGAGUGUGCAGAGGCAGAUCAGGGAGGCUGUGAAACGAAAUGUUCAAAUUACGAAGGUGGAUAUUACUGUACCUGUGAUGUUGGAUACCGACUAAGAGACGACGGAAAGACUUGCGAAGAGAUCUACUGUCCGGCUUUGGAAGCGCCAUUCCGGGGCCAGAUCACACCAGAAACCUGCACUGAUGACAGAGAAAAUAUUCAGCGCAACACACAGUGCACAUAUGGCUGUGUGGCUGGGCACAAUCUUGCCGGUGGUGAUCAGUUGUUGACCUGUCAGAUUGAUGGUUUGUGGCAGGGGACUGUACCUUACUGUAAACCGGUUACUUGUCCAAAGUUGACUGUUCCAGACAAUGGUGGAGUUAUACCAGCUUCAUGUUCGAAAACAGACAUCGAGUAUGGAAUACGAUGUGUCUUUUACUGCGACGACGGUUAUGCGCUCAGCGGUCCAAGGUACACCACAUGUCAGGCUGACCAGUCAUGGAGUGAGUUAGCAUCGUUGUCUUGUGUCAGAGUUUACACAGAUCCAUGGAUCGCCUGUCCAAUCGACAGAGUAGAAGAUCUUGAUCCAGACAAGUCCACCGUGGUGCUUGGGUUCAAAUGGCAGCUUCCACGAACCAACAUGAAAAAUGUGACAGUGUCGCCUAGCAAUUACGAUGAAAAUUAUCCAUUCCCUGUUGGCAGACAUACGGUCACGUGGAUAGGAACCAGUGAUAGUGGAGCACAAAAGAGUUGUACUUUCCAUAUCACAGUGAACGAUGUGACCCCGCCUCAAGUCCAGAACUGUCCUGCAAGCAUCGUAGAGCGUUCCAACUCCCUGCAAAAAGAUAUCUUUUGGACAGAACCAACAUUCACUGACAACGUAGAGGUGGCCACCAUUCAGUCAAAUCGACAACCUGGCUUUUCUAUGCAGACUUACACAUCACUUACUGUACAAUAUACUGCUUCAGAUGCUGCAGGAAACACUGUGUAUUGUACCUUUAACAUCACAUUAGAAGGUACAACUUGUCCCACAAUUCCUAAUCCUAAAAAUGGGUUAGCGUCUAAGCUUGGAUUGUUCCUACAACUCAGAUGCAACACUGACUACUUCUUCAAUCCAUACCCACCUGGACUGCCCGGGCUAUUCCAGAAUCCUUUCUAUAGAUGUAUAGAUAACAAGUGGGUGUCACAGAAUGACUUUGUGUCUAUCCUACAUCAAGCUCCGGAUUGCAUGAAAUACGUGAAUUACGAACAAGGUAAAGCUUGUGGGGAUGGCACAAUAUUAUUGGACAAUGUUAUUUGCUUGAAUUGUCCGCCUGGGAGCUACGGAGACAGCUCCACAAACACAUGCAAAGACUGUCACCUAGGAUAUUAUCAAGACGAGGAAGGCAAGCCCGAGUGUCAGCCAUGCCCCAAAAAUUACAGCACUGCCAUCACUGGAGCUAAGAAUAGAACAGAUUGUAGACCUAUCUGCAGACCAGGUAGAUAUUCAACUAACAAUGGGGUUUGUCCGUGCAAGAGGUGUCCUUAUGGAACUUACCAGGAAAUUGAACAGAUGACAUACUGCAAAGCUUGCCCGAUGGGAACUAAUACAACAACAACUGGAAGGACUUCCAUCGAUGAUUGUGUGGCCAAAGCUCAAAUCAUUGGUACAGUGCCCACUUCAGACUUCUCCGUCAAGGAAAAUGAUACUAUUUCUAUUGUUUGUAAUGUCGAUGGCAGUCCAGCUCCCACUGCUACAUGGACUAAGACCACUGGUUCUCCGCCUUCAUCGGACCGCGUAACAGUGAAUUACAUCUAUGACUUGGAAGCGAAGCUUACUGGUGUUGAGUACGUCAUAACUGCAGCGAUUGCCUCUGAUGCGGGAACUUAUGAGUGCAGGGCUUCCAACAAACUUAACGUGGUUACCAAAACGAUCGCCGUGUCUGUUACAUCUGCGGCUUGAGUCAGUGACUGACAAGUUUAACCUCGACUCGAGGAGAAGAUAUUAAAGAGGAUCAAGUUACAGUUUAAGAUUAGAAAACAUGUUAUUUCACUAAUAAUUGACAUUAAAUGAAGCUUUUAGCGGAAAAGGAAUAAACGUUGUAAAGCAUAAAA